AUGUCUGAAGAUGAAUUCAAUUGUCAGAAAUGUGACACCCCACUUGAAUUAGAUGAAAGUCUUAAGAACUUGAACAUUUCCCAAUUAUCACAUCUUGUUAACGAACGACAAGAUAAACAAUUUGAAAAGGCAAAUAUCAAAAUACUAGAUGAUUUGGAUCCACAAGAAUAUAUACCCAAGGAAAGACUAGAUCUAUAUAAUCAGGUGAAUAAAGGUAAUAUUGAACCUAUACAGUAUCGGAAUUAUCUCGAGAGUGAUGAAGAGGACGACGAUGAAGAUGAAAAUGAUGAUUUUGAAGAUGAAGACGGAUCGUCAGGAUCGAAUUCGUACUUGGUGUUGGAUGAGGAAACUGGAGAUAGUGAUGAAGAAAAUGGGACUAUUAACGGAAAUCACGAACAACGGCAAGAAAAUGAAGAAGAUAGAGAAAUUCGAAUGUCAAGCAGGAUAAAGACUUUAACUAAAAUAUUUGAAAUUUUAUCUAAUAAUCAAGAUAUUGAUCAUCCUUUAUCAGAAGACUGUGCUAGUUUAUUAAUUGAAAACUAUAAAUUGAAGUUUGACCAAAGUCAAAAGGAAAAAGACAAUUACUUAUCUUUCUUGAGAAAAUUAAAGGAUAAAGACAAUCAAUUGAACUUGUAUGAUAAUGAACACAAUGAAGAGUUUAACCCCAACUUGCUGAAUGAAGAUUUAGACAUGAAAUUAACCCAAUCAAUUGAAGAAUUCAAGGAAUUAACUCUUUUGGAAAAGACUAGUUUGCAAAAAUUGAAAGAUCUAGAGAAUUCCCGAAAUGAAUUGGAUUCACAAUUGAAGAAAUAUGAGAAAGAAUUAGAGGAUCUCCAAAAUGACGGCUUAGAUAAGAUACUACGACUCAAAAAUAAACUUCAAUUGGAAUUGAAUGACAAGCGAAAUAAACUUGAACAAUCUAAAGCAGCAUAUCACGUACAUCUUGAUCAUAUUGAUAAAUUAAGAAAUCUAAAUAUAUACAACAAAAUUUUUAAUAUUUCAUGUGACAGUGAUGAUAAGUAUGGAACUAUCAAUGGGUUUAGGAUUGGUUAUAAAGUGGUUUGGCCUGAAAUAAAUGCUGCUUUGGGUCAAAUAAUCCUGCUACUAGUAUUUUUAGUAAAACGAUUGAAUUUGAAAUCUUCAACUUAUAAAUUAGUACCCAUGGGAUCACAAUCACAAAUCAUCAAAUUCAGCACAGUGCUGUCUGACGAAGGAAGUACAUCAAGUGGACAAACAACCAAAUCAAAGACAGUAUUAAACAUGUACUCAUCCGAUGAGUUUUCAUUGGGUAAGUUGUUUAAUUUUAACAAACUUGAUGUAUCGAUGAUUUCAUUGCUUGAUGUAGUAUCACAAAUUGAAACUCGUUUACGUUCAUUAGAUGCUGAUAUUGACUUACCUUACAAGAUUUCUCCUACCAAAGAUUCAAUUGGUGGGAAAAGUAUUAGAGUAACUUCCAAUACUGAAUGGACUCAGAGUUGUAAGUUUCUCUUAACUGAUCUUAAAUGGAUGCUUACUUUUAUUAGUGCUCAUACUUCUCCUAACAAUACAUAG
Molecule: messenger RNA, 1551 nt
Organism: Hemisphaericaspora subhashii
Lineage: Eukaryota; Fungi; Ascomycota; Pichiomycetes; Serinales; Debaryomycetaceae
Product: beclin 1
Exons: 1
Coding region: 1-1551 (516 amino acids)
Biological process (GO): late endosome to vacuole transport; cellular response to nitrogen starvation; autophagy
Cellular component (GO): phosphatidylinositol 3-kinase complex, class III, type I; phagophore assembly site; phosphatidylinositol 3-kinase complex, class III, type II
Source: RefSeq, a predicted model, not a curated record